This is a messenger RNA of Eutrema salsugineum, 543 nucleotides long. RefSeq lists its product as uncharacterized. Lineage: Eukaryota; Viridiplantae; Streptophyta; Magnoliopsida; Brassicales; Brassicaceae. The record is from RefSeq and is a predicted model, not a curated record. Bases 1 to 543 code for a protein of 180 amino acids. The transcript has a single exon.
AUGAACAAGGAUUUGUUUCUGCGUAUUGUUCACCGCCUCUCCUAUGAAGUUCCGUAUUUUCAACAAAGAAGAAAUGCUAUCGGGAGAUUAGGUCUGUCUGCUCUACAAAAGUGUACGGCGGCAAUUCGUAUGAUGGCAUAUGGUACAGCAGCUGAUGCAGUUGACGAAUAUCUCCGGCUCGGAACUAGUACAGCAUUGUUAUGCUUUAGGAAUUUCACUGAGGAAAUAAUAUCCUUAUUUGGAGAUGAGUAUCUAAGAAGACUUACCCCUGAUAAUCUUGAACGCUUACUAAACCAAGGAGAGGAACGGGGAUUUCCCGGGAUGAUUGGAAGCAUCGAUUGUAUGCAUUGGGAGUGGAAGAAUUGCCCAACCGCAUGGAGAGGUCAAUAUACACGCGGAUCAGGAAAAUUUGACUUUCGUUUUAGAGGCAGUAACAUCACAAGAUCUUUGGAUAUGGCACGCAUUUUUGGACCUCCAGGUACAUUAAAUGAUGUUAACGUUCUUGAUCGAUCACCAGUUUUUGAUGACAUCUUGCAAGGUUGA